This is a messenger RNA of Acanthosepion pharaonis, 978 nucleotides long. The record is from the annotation of a GenBank genome assembly. NCBI's taxonomy places the organism in Eukaryota, Metazoa, Mollusca, Cephalopoda, Sepiida, Sepiidae.
AUGAUCCAAACUGCCUGUUUCUUUCUCCUUCUUGCUGGCACUGUGUACUGUCAGAAUGACUACAGCCCAUGCGGCAAAAGUGGUAACAAAUUAGGCGUUUAUUACAGACGCCUUCCUACAAACUGCAGCUUGUAUGAUGUUUGUGUCGGCAACAUUCGUUUAGCUACAAUGGCUUGUGGUAAGGAGCUCGUUUUUUCCAACGCCGUUAGCAAUUGCGUCCGCGUCAAUGGAUUGUAUGAUGACUGCGAAGAAGAUGACGUACCAGGUGGUGUCUAUAGAGAGUUUUUUUUAAUAAUUUUCCUUUCUCGUAUCCUUUUCUCUUACCUUCGCUUCUUUCUUCUUCAAUAUCCUUUUUUUUUUUUAAUCGUUUUCUUUCUCAUUGCCCUUUUCUCUUACCUUCGCUUCUUUCUUCUUCAAUAUCCUUUUUUUUUUUUUAAUCGUUUUUCUUUCUCAUUGCCCUUUUCUCUUACCUUCGCUUCUUUCUUCUUCAAUAUCCUUUUUUCUUUUUUAAUCGUUUUUCUUUCUCAUUGCCCUUUUUCUUCUUUACCAAUAUCCUUUUUCUUUUUUAAUCGUUUUUCUUUUCAUUGCCUUUUCUCUUACCUUCCUUCUUUCUUUUCAAUAUCCUUUUUUCUUUUUAAUUUUUUCUUUUUUGCCCUUUUCUCUUACCUUGCUUUCUUCUUCAAUUCUUUUUCUUUUUUAAUCGUUUUUCUUUCUCAUUGCCCUUUUCUCUUACCUUCGCUUCUUUCUUCUUCAAUAUCCUUUUUUCUUUUUAAUCGUUUUUUCUUUUCAUUUGCCCUUUUCUCUUACCUUCCUUCUUUUUUUCAAUAUCCUUUUUUUUUUUUUAAUCGUUUUCUUUCUCAUUGCCCUUUUCUCUUACCUUCGCUUCUUUCUUUUUCAAUAUCCUUUUUUUUUUUAAUCGUUUUCUUUUUUUUCUCUUACCUUCCUUCUUUUCUUUUCAAUAUCCUUUUUCUUUUUUAA